GAUCAGUUACGAUUACAUCGUAUGACCUGCAUGAUCGGUUUUGCUUCUCAAGAAAAACAAAAACACUGGCAAGAUGAAGUUCGUUAUUUUCACUAUUUUUGUUAUGAUUGCUAUGACUAUGGUUGCUUCUGAAGAAAAAUGUAGUCCUUUGGGUCAAUAUUGUACACAAUAUAGUGAUUGCUGUCGUUAUACGCAAUGUUUGACCUACGCUGCCAAAUGUGUGACAAAAGCCGGUAUACUUGUGCCUGGAGAAGAUAAGAGACCUCUUGGUCCUGGACCAUAUCCACCAAAUAUGCCAGAAUAAUAAUACUAGAAAUAAUAUUGCUUCUUAAUCCUUUUUUAUAUCUGACCUUGUCUCUGUUUUCCUUUUAUAUUUAUGUAAAAGAAAAGAGAAUUUCUAUUAUAACUAACUUUAAAUAAAGACAUUCAACAGCUAUCAA
Molecule: messenger RNA, 440 nt
Organism: Wasmannia auropunctata (little fire ant)
Lineage: Eukaryota; Metazoa; Arthropoda; Insecta; Hymenoptera; Formicidae
Product: omega-conotoxin-like protein 1
Exons: 3
Coding region: 74-304 (76 amino acids)
Source: RefSeq, a predicted model, not a curated record